Molecule: messenger RNA, 909 nt
Organism: Trypanosoma theileri
Lineage: Eukaryota; Euglenozoa; Kinetoplastea; Trypanosomatida; Trypanosomatidae
Exons: 1
Coding region: 1-909 (302 amino acids)
Biological process (GO): protein folding
Cellular component (GO): cytoplasm
Source: RefSeq, a predicted model, not a curated record
AUGUCUAAUGAUGAACGUUUUGACACCAUGCUGUUGGCUAUUGCCCAGCAGCACGAUGGAAUAGAUGCCAUUCUUGAUACCUUCUUUUCCUUUCUUGGGAGGAAAACAGACUUCUUCACACAUCCCGACAUGGCACGCUCGGCUGUGCAACGUGCACUGGACCGCCACUUAACUCAAGCGGAGGAGAAAUUACGAAAGAAGCAGGCGGAAGAAAAGAAACGCAAUACCACUUCUUCACGCGUGGAAGUCUUGGAAGAUGAUGAAGAAAAGGCAGCAGAGGCACAAGCCAAGGCGGCGGCAGAAGCGGCCAAACGUAAGGCGGAAAUGGAGAAGAAAGUAACGGAAUUGGCCAAUGCCAAAGAAGAUGAGGAUGGAAUGAAACCAAAAGGACUUCCCCCAACUGCGGGUAAUGGGUUUGAUUAUGAACAUUACAUGUUUUCGCAGACAUUACAGGAAGUGGAGGUGCGGGUGCCGCUCCCCAUUGUGAAUGCAAAGGGACGAGACCUAGAUAUUGUUAUUCAGCAGCGUCGUCUGCGUGUGGCAGUGAAGGGGAAACCACCUAUUGUUGAUGGGGAACUGUAUGCGGCUGUGAAGACGGAGGAUUCUAUGUGGACUAUUGAAGACGGACGUACCGUUGUUUUGACACUUACAAAGUUAAAUCAGAUGGAGUGGUGGAAAACCGUUAUUGUCGGUGAUGCAGAAAUUGAUCUGCAGAAGGUGGUUCCAGAGAACUCCAAGCUGGAUGACCUUGACAGUGAAACACGACAGACGGUUGAGAAGAUGAUGUACGAUCAACGCCAAAAGGCUAUGGGGCUUCCCACUUCAGAAGAGCAGAAAAAGAAGGAUAUGUUGGCUAAAUUUAUGGCUGCACAUCCGGAGAUGGAUUUCUCACAGGCAAAGAUUUGCUGA